Molecule: messenger RNA, 657 nt
Organism: Nerophis lumbriciformis (worm pipefish)
Lineage: Eukaryota; Metazoa; Chordata; Actinopteri; Syngnathiformes; Syngnathidae
Source: RefSeq, a predicted model, not a curated record
AUGGCGACGGUGCUCCAACAGCCGCUCAGUCUGGAUCGAGAUGUGGCCCGAGCCAUCGAGCUGCUGGAGAAACUGCAGGAGUCUGGCGACGUUCCCGGCUACAAGCUGCAGUCGCUGAAGAAGGUUCUCCAGAGCGAGUUCUGCACCGCCAUCCGCGAGGUGUACCAGUACAUGCACGAAACCAUCACCGUGACCGGAUGCCCCGAGUAUCAGGCCAGAGCCACGGCUAAGGCUACCGUGGCCGCCUUCGCCGCCAGCGAGGGCCACUCGCAUCCGCGGGUGGUGGAGCUUCCCAAAACGGAAGAAGGUCUGGGCUUCAACGUGAUGGGGGGCAAGGAGCAGAACUCGCCCAUCUACAUCUCACGCAUCAUUCCGGGCGGGGUGGCCGAGCGCCACGGCGGACUCAAACGAGGCGACCAGCUCCUGUCCGUCAACGGGGUGAGCGUGGAAGGUGAACACCACGAGAAAGCGGUGGAGCUGCUGAAGGCGGCCAAGGACAGCGUCAAGCUCGUGGUACGCUACACGCCCAAGGUCCUGGAGGAGAUGGAGGCCCGCUUCGAGAAGCUUCGCACCGCCCGCCGCCGCCAGCAGCAGCAGCUGCUCAUGCAGCAGCAGCAACAGCACAACAUGCCCGCUCAGCAGAAUCACACGUCGUAG